Oppiella nova is the source of this 1482-nucleotide messenger RNA. NCBI's taxonomy places the organism in Eukaryota, Metazoa, Arthropoda, Arachnida, Sarcoptiformes, Oppiidae. The record is from the annotation of a GenBank genome assembly.
UUUGGAUCUAAAAGUGUUUUGACAAACAGUUUUGAAUGUUUUAAUUUAAGUGUUCAUUAAAUAUAUUUUGCAACGAAAAUGAUUGAUUUAAAUUAUAGCGUAGUGAGCUGGCUAAUUACGGUUAGCAUCGCUUUAAUCACUGUGUAUUUGGUGAGAUUUUAUUUGCGAGUACUUUCCCUACCAAAAGGUCCAUUUCCGUUGCCAAUACUUGGGAAUGUCUUAAUUUUCAGAGGGACAAAAGUCAAUCAGUUCAUAAUAAUCAAUGAAUUGCAUAAAACCUAUGGACCGGUAUAUACGCUAUGGUUUGGGUCGUCACCUAUGGUUAUCAUCGCUGACUAUUAUUUACUUAAAAAGGCAUUCAAUUCAAAGAAUAAUGAAUUAAUGGGUCGUCCGGUCACUGGUUUUAGUAAAAUAUUGCUUCAAAACGGGAAGAAUGUGCUCUUCACAAGUCAUGGACCCGUUUGGGCCAGUCUUAGACGGGUUGCCCACUCGGCGGUCAGAAAACUAGCCGUAAGUGAGAAGUUGUCUGAUUUGGUGGACGAUGUGGUCAAUGAAACCGUUGAGACAAUGAUUAGUAAUGAAGGCAUCGGUAAACCAUUUAAUCCCAAGACCUAUAUCUAUAUGUCUGUCAUAAACAUAAUCGCGUCGUCGGGUUUUGGCAAACGAUACUCUUUUGAAGACAAAGAACUCAAGUUUUAUGAGGAAAGCUUUGAGUACUUCAGAGCCAACGCUAAUAAAUUAGCCCUAACUGACCGAGUUCCUAUUCUCAAACCAUUUUAUGCCAAUGUGGUCAACAAAACCAUACAAACAAUGAAAGGACUGACUACGAGUGCAAAACAGAAAUAUAUGGAUCGACUGAAAGUGCACUCUUCGGGAGAGAUCCAUGACUUCUGCGAUGCGCUCAUUGAAGCCAAAGAGGAGGCCAUCGCUGACGAGAAAGAGAGCGCUUCCGCCUUAACUGAUGUCAACCUUUCACUGGUUAUUAUGGAUUUAUUUUUAGCCGGUGUCGACACAACACAGUAUACGAUGCGAUGGAUUAUACUAUUGAUGGCAAACAAUAUGGAAAUGCAGUUAAGAAUGAGACACGAAAUCAAUGAUAUUAUCGGCGAUAAAGUGGCAGACAAUCACCACAAGAAUGACUGCCAUUAUGUCAAUGCAUUCAUCGCUGAGACACUCAGAUAUAAAGGGGUCGCACCAUUAGGUGUCCCACACGUAGCCCUCUGUGACAUGCAAUUAGAUAAUUACCACAUCAAAGAGGACACAUUUGUUUUUGGAAACCUAUUGGCCAUAACUCGUGACCCCAACCUAUGGUCCAAACCGGAUGUCUUCGACCCCAACAGGUUCUUAGAUAAGGACAACAAAUACAUGUCAGCCCUCCCGGGGUUCACACCCUUUGGAAUCGGACGGCGUAUAUGUUUGGGUGAAAAGCUGGCGCUCGCGGACCUCUUUUGGGAGCUCUACCAUUCAAUGGCCGGGCAGUCA